This is a messenger RNA of Vombatus ursinus (common wombat), 1935 nucleotides long. RefSeq names its product chromosome unknown C3orf70 homolog (gene CUNH3orf70). Bases 1 to 603 code for a protein of 200 amino acids. The record is from RefSeq and is a predicted model, not a curated record. Lineage: Eukaryota; Metazoa; Chordata; Mammalia; Diprotodontia; Vombatidae. The transcript is spliced from 2 exons.
AUGAGAUCGCCGUCAGAGGGUGGGUCAGCCUUUGUGUGCGCCCUGGGUAAAUAUGUGUAUCAGCCCAUGACCCCCGUAGAACAGCUUCCAAGCACCGAGAUUCCUGCCAAACCCCGAGAGCCCACCAACACCAUUCAGAUCUCCGUCUCCCUCGUGGAACACUUCUUGAAAUUUGCAUCCGUCUUCCGGCCUCCCCUGCCCCGUGACUCCCCGAGGUAUUGCACGAUUUCCGACCUCUUCAUCGACAGCUAUCAAGUCAAGUGCAUCAAUGGAAAGAUGUGCUAUGUGCAGAAGCAGCCCCUGGCCCACCCCCACCCCACGAGCCCCGAGGAGGUCUCUGCACACGAUGCCUUAAUUUCAAAAGAGAGCAAUACACCAAAAAUAAAUCACUGCUCUUCUCCUUCGACCUCUGAGGACUCGGGGAUCAAUGCGAUUGGGGCUCACUACAUGGAAUCCUGUGAUGAGGACACAGAGGAAGGGGCAGAGCUGAGUUCAGAAGAAGAUUACAGUCCAGAGAGCAGCUGGGAGCCAGAUGAAUGCACCCUUCUGUCUCCGUCCCAGUCUGACUUGGAAGUCAUCGAAACAAUAGAAACCACCGUGUGAGACACUAGCAGGGAACCGCAGCACAGGGAUUGUUGCUGGAGAAGCUUUGGCCACCACCUCUAAUCCAUUUCUCCCCUCCACCGCAGUGGACAUUUUAUACUGUGUCCCGAACCUCCGAGAACUUGUAACGCCCUCCGUGGGUCCCCUGGUUCGCUUCUCUGCCUGACAGAGCACUCUCUCUGAAGCUUAUAAUCACAUUCUAGUUUUCUUACUUUACAGUUAUGUUUGGUGUCCCACGUUGCGGCCCUCUCUUAUUUAGUCAUGAUUACAAAGCAUCAUGAAGACUUUUAUAAGAACUCCUUGAGUGCAAAGGAGACAUUGUGUAUCCUUUACAUGGUCAGCCUUCUGGCCUCAUCUCGCUACUUAUCCACGAUGUGAUCCCAGUAAAUAGCCAUUCACCCUGCCCUCUUCAUCCCCAAAGCUAGUUCUAUUCUAGCCAACCUGUUUUGUUCCAGUCACUCCUCCCUCCCCCAAAGGCCAUGUUGGUUUUCAAAGUGGCACCAAGAUGGUGUUGGGGGCCUAGAGCCAAGUCCCGUAUCUGCCAUAGUAGAGACCAGCCAUAGCUGGUCAUUGAGCUAGGUCCUGACCAGCUCCUGGAGAGGUAAGAGGGACAGUAGAAGGUGGAUAUCUGGGAUAGACAUCUGUUCCCCUGGCUGCAAUCCAUACAUGUCACCUCAUGUUCCAUAUGGGAAUAUGGGGGUGGGGGAGAGCCCUGUCCGGACCGCUAGUGUCCCAGCAAGAACCACAUUUGUCUUCUUGACCAAGCAGAACACAUAUCCUUAGAGUAAUAUAACCCUAGUCUUUGCUAAUUUUGGAGAAAGUGGACAGUGGUGAAUCUUAAAUCUUUGUAUAUUUCUAAGGGCUUGGCUGCCCAGUAUCAUCCUGGCCUCUCUCUUCUUUCCCCUUAAAAUCUUGGGAAGAAUUUUUAGGAAGCUGUUUAGGUGCACUUAGCUUUCAUGAUUCAUAGAUUCACAGAGGUCAAAAGGGCCUUAGAAGUCACCAAUCUAACCUCCUGCAUUUGAUGGAUAAGGAAACAGAGGCUCUGCUUUGGCAAAGCAACCGGCCCAGGUCACAGCUAUUUAAUGGCAGAACUAGUCCCAGGGCCUUUCUUCUGCCCCCUAUUAGAAUUUAUCCAUGAAAUGUAAAAUGAAUAAGCCUAAGUGGGCACAGCCAUGAGGAGGUGAGGAAUGAAUCCCAGAGGGCUGAUCUAACCCUACUUCAUUGGAUAAUAAUGGGAAGAUUGAAAACAGCUUUGGUGAAAUUAAGACAAAGCAGUUUGAUGCAUGGAAUUUUAAUGCAAAUUCUAAAACCAUUAAAAUUGUGUUCUGAGAA